Molecule: messenger RNA, 609 nt
Organism: Staurois parvus
Lineage: Eukaryota; Metazoa; Chordata; Amphibia; Anura; Ranidae
Source: the annotation of a GenBank genome assembly
GCUAUGGAUAAUGAAUAUGAGAUAAGCAAAUAUGCUUAUAGCACUGAGGAUUAUUAUGAAGACACAUUAAAUGUUAUCCACAAUGAGGACCACAGCAAAGUCAGUGACAUAGCUAUCCGGAUUGCUCCUACUCUACUCUACAUGGUUGUCUGGUUUUUGGGUGUCAUUGGAAACGGCCUCGUCAUUGGUAUAAUUGCUUUUAAGAUGAAGAAAUCUGUGAACACUAUCUGGCUUUUUAAUCUGGCCUUAGCUGACUUUAUGUUCACAUUUUUCCUACCUCUGACUGUGGUUUAUACAGCCAUGGAUCACCACUGGAUAUUUGGAAAGGCCAUGUGUAAACUGAACUCUUUCAUUUUGGCAUUGAACAUGUUCACUAGUGUCCUUCUGCUGACCAUUAUUAGUCUGGAUCGUUGCAUAUCUGUUGUGCUUCCUGUUUGGUCACAGAACCAUCGUUCCACCAGGCUUGCCAGCUUUCUGUCUGCAGUCACAUGGUUUAUUGGAUUCUUCCUAAGCUCACCUUCUUUUGUUUUCCGUGAUACUGGACUUGAAAAUAACAAGCAAAUCUGUUUCAAUAAUUAUUCAAUGUUUGGUAAAAACGAUUUUAAUGAC